CAAUCUCUCUCAAGUCAUGACUGUGGAUCAGCUCAACAUCUCCAUCUCCAACAUCACCUCAGGAAAUCCUGGCAACGUUGUCUCCAGUACACUGCUGGGAUUGUGCUGCCUAGUGGGCCUCCCUGCAAAUAUAGCUGUCGUGAUGGUCAUUCUGCGCCAGGUAAAAAUAGAUAAUGUCACCCUGAAACUGAUGCUGAAUCUGGCUUGUUCUGACAUCCUGUGUCUGGCCUCCCUCCCUGUGUGGAUCUAUUCCCUCCUGUGUGGUUGGAAUCUUGGCCGUGGGCUUUGUAAGUUCUUCUCCUUCAUGGUCUAUUGCAGCCUAUUCAUCAAUAUCAUGACUGUAACUGUGAUGAGUGUGCAGCGCUACGUGUCGGUUCUCUACCCCCAUCAGUGGGCCAGGCUGGGAAGGAGAGGUGAGAAGGUAUUGCUACCUGCACUAUGGGGACUUGCAUGCAUCCUAACUGGGCCUGCUGUUGCAACAAGGAAUACAGUGGUUACUGGUUCUGGUCUAAGAUGUCAAAGACACACUGAAUCGGACUGGGAAAGAGUGGCUGUUCUUUUUUUUGAGACAUUUGUGGGUUUUGUUCUGGGUUCCAUUCUGGUAAUUUUUUAUUUAUUACUUCACAAGCAAGUGAACCAGACAGCCCUCUUCAGCACCCAAAGGAUGACCAGAUUGGUCACUGGAAUUACUGUGACCUUCAUCAUUCUCUGGGUUCCUGGUCAUGUUGUUAACAUUGUGGACAUCUCAGCCACCUUACUGAAGUAUUCACACCCUGUUACAUCUGCUAAGUUGACAACCUUUGUGGAGUUGACACGGGACUUUGCAAAGUGCCUUACAUUUGUUAACAGUUGUGUGGACCCCUUUCUGUAUGCGUUUGCCUUUCAGAGAAUUUGGCAGAGACCAGAUAAGCGUGAGAGAGCAGACCCUGCUAUUCAGAUCUGUGUGUAAUAAUUCUGUCAAUCAUUUAUGCUUCUUUGCGAUUGUUAUAUUUUAAUUUUAUUUGAGGUAUUUAAAUCAGAGGGAGGGAGGCACCACAGCUUGAGGUGCAGAGGUUUCCUAUAUUGGGAUAACGUCUAAAAUGUAACCACUGUCAAAAAAUGGCUUCAUCAUGAUUGACCAAAGACCAACAAUUUUGGUAAAAGCAGAAACCGAAUGAAAUGAAAUCUUCAAUGUCUCCUUUCAAACCAUGCAAACUUGGUCAGUACUGAAAUGCAUCAAGGCAACAUGGUAACUGCAAAAUUGAAAGUGAAAUGAUCAAUUCGCUUUGCAGGAAGUGGUAGAUAAGAGUAGGUGAGAAAACGUUCUUGUCAGUAUCUUCAACAUGACUGUCAAACCCUGACCACAGAGAGCCCUUGGUUCUCUCACACACUUUACAUCAACUUUCAUUAUUUAUUGAGCCCUUUGGUUCCUCAGACCAUAAAGUGACAAUAAUGUUGCAAAAAACGUGAAACAUUGGCCUGGACAUCUUCAAGUGGCUCAAGUCUUUGAUGCCCUUCAUGGUACAGUGUGUGCAGAUGGAGCAGGAAAAAAGCUCUGACUGUCAGGCCCAAACACUUGAGACAGGCAAAUAAAAUGGGCUUUUACUGCAGCUAGCAAAAAAUAUAGUCUGACUUUUAUGCACAGUUAACUUUUAUGGGUGUUCUUUAAGCGAACACAUUACACCUUUUACAGCGAUGAGGCCUUACUCAGUAAAUAUGAAAGAUUAUUCUGCUCUGCAGAUUCAAAUUGAACUGUGAAUUGAGUCUGGUCAUAAAGGAGUGUAGCAUAUACAACUAGAAUGUUUUAUUGUCCUACAAAAUGCUUUCGUCAAAUUUUUGAAGCAUCAGACACAGGAGGUGUACAAUAAAUUACACUGUCAUAUUAAUAAAUUGCUCUCCACAAAUGCUAUGGCUACUGUCAUUUCAUACACCGGCCUGCUCUAGAUUGCAGACUACGUACUCUGCUCUAACUAAUAAUAACUAAAGCAUACAUGUACUGUAUGUACGAUGAGCAUACUUCUCAUGGUUAGAAUAUCACCCUUAUUUAUGAACUUCCUCGCUUCAGAACACUGAAAAGCUUUUCUCGAACUAUCAAUCCCAUUCUCCAGUCCAAGUGAUGGGGCAGCUUUAGAACAUAUUCUGAAGUAAAUAUAAUGUACAGAGUCCUACGCAAUAAAUAAGUCCUCUGCUUUUCUCAGUGUCUAACCCUCUUUUUUUUUAUAUGUCAAAUGAUGUUAUUUUCCAGCUCCAGCAGUGAGAUUGGUAUGACUGC
Messenger RNA from Oncorhynchus masou masou (cherry salmon), 2251 nucleotides. Its product is annotated as type-2 angiotensin II receptor-like. The coding region runs from base 17 to 949 and encodes 310 amino acids. Gene Ontology annotation, molecular function: C-C chemokine receptor activity; C-C chemokine binding. The record is from RefSeq and is a predicted model, not a curated record. Gene Ontology annotation, cellular component: membrane; external side of plasma membrane. Gene Ontology annotation, biological process: positive regulation of cytosolic calcium ion concentration; immune response; calcium-mediated signaling. NCBI's taxonomy places the organism in Eukaryota, Metazoa, Chordata, Actinopteri, Salmoniformes, Salmonidae. The transcript has a single exon.